Sciurus carolinensis (gray squirrel) is the source of this 8036-nucleotide messenger RNA. RefSeq names its product neuroligin 3 (gene Nlgn3). Gene Ontology annotation, biological process: postsynaptic membrane assembly; neuron cell-cell adhesion; modulation of chemical synaptic transmission. The transcript is spliced from 8 exons. Gene Ontology annotation, cellular component: postsynaptic specialization membrane; synapse; cell surface. Gene Ontology annotation, molecular function: neurexin family protein binding; signaling receptor activity. The coding region runs from base 325 to 2871 and encodes 848 amino acids. The record is from RefSeq and is a predicted model, not a curated record. NCBI's taxonomy places the organism in Eukaryota, Metazoa, Chordata, Mammalia, Rodentia, Sciuridae.
GCGGGCACAGCAGCCAGGCUGCCGGAGAGCUGAUCUCGGGGAUUCGGGUGCCGAGCCCUUGGCCUGGAGGCGAUAUGGGUGGUCCGUGGCCCGGUUCAGUCGCUCGCAGCAGCCCGGGGAACAGGCCUGUCUGGCCCUGAGGGAGUCCCCUUUCUGAAGCGGUGGUGCUUGGACGACCAGCUCUCCACGUUGCCGGGCACCCGUAGGUGUCCCUCGAGAGCACAGUUUUGAGGUUCAAGUCAGUGUGGCCAUGAAGGGGCUGCCUACUGGGCUGAUGCUGUGACCCUGGAGUCUGCCUCUCCUGCCAGUCCCCCUGCCCGGAACAUGUGGCUGCGGCUUGGCCCGCCCUCGCUGCCCCUGAGCCCCACGCCCGCAAUUGGCCGGAGCCUGUGCCUCACCCUGUGGUUCCUCAGUUUGGUGCUGAGGGCCAGUACUCAGGCCCCAGCACCCACAGUCAAUACUCACUUUGGGAAGCUAAGGGGUGCCCGGGUGCCAUUGCCCAGUGAGAUCCUGGGGCCUGUGGACCAAUACCUGGGGGUGCCCUACGCAGCUCCCCCGAUCGGCGAGAAACGUUUCCUGCCCCCUGAACCACCCCCAUCCUGGUCGGGCAUCCGGAACGCCACACACUUUCCCCCAGUGUGCCCCCAGAACAUCCAUACAGCUGUGCCUGAAGUCAUGCUGCCCGUCUGGUUCACUGCCAACUUGGAUAUCGUCGCUACUUACAUCCAGGAGCCCAACGAAGACUGCCUCUAUCUGAACGUCUAUGUGCCCACGGAGGAUGUAAAGCGGAUUUCCAAGGAAUGCGCCCGAAAGCCCAACAAGAAAAUAUGUAGGAAAGGAGGAUCCGGCGCUAAGAAACAGGGCGAGGACUUAGCGGAUAAUGACGGGGAUGAAGAUGAAGACAUUCGGGACAGUGGUGCUAAGCCUGUAAUGGUCUACAUCCAUGGAGGCUCUUAUAUGGAAGGGACUGGCAACAUGAUUGAUGGCAGCGUCCUUGCCAGUUAUGGCAACGUCAUCGUCAUCACCCUCAACUAUCGAGUUGGGGUGCUAGGUUUCCUGAGCACUGGAGAUCAGGCGGCCAAGGGCAACUAUGGGCUCCUUGACCAAAUCCAGGCCCUCCGCUGGGUGAGCGAGAAUAUUGCUUUCUUUGGAGGAGAUCCCCGCCGUAUAACGGUCUUUGGCUCAGGCAUCGGUGCAUCCUGUGUCAGCCUCCUCACACUGUCACAUCACUCUGAGGGGCUUUUCCAGAGGGCCAUCAUCCAAAGUGGCUCUGCUCUGUCCAGUUGGGCUGUGAACUACCAACCAGUGAAGUAUACUAGCCUGCUGGCAGAUAAAGUGGGUUGUAACGUACUGGACACUGUGGAUAUGGUGGACUGUCUUCGGCAAAAGAGCGCCAAGGAGCUGGUAGAGCAGGACAUCCAGCCCGCCCGCUACCAUGUGGCCUUUGGCCCUGUAAUUGAUGGUGAUGUCAUUCCUGAUGACCCUGAAAUCCUCAUGGAACAGGGCGAGUUCCUCAACUAUGACAUCAUGCUAGGUGUCAACCAGGGUGAGGGUCUCAAGUUUGUAGAAGGGGUGGUGGACCCUGAGGAUGGUGUCUCUGGCACUGACUUUGACUAUUCUGUCUCCAACUUUGUGGACAAUCUGUAUGGUUACCCUGAGGGUAAGGAUACCCUGCGGGAAACCAUCAAGUUCAUGUACACAGACUGGGCAGACCGUGACAACCCUGAGACCCGUCGUAAAACACUGGUGGCACUCUUCACUGACCACCAGUGGGUGGAGCCCUCUGUGGUUACAGCUGAUCUGCAUGCCCGAUAUGGCUCACCUACCUAUUUCUACGCCUUCUACCAUCACUGCCAGAGCCUCAUGAAGCCUGCUUGGUCAGAUGCAGCACAUGGGGAUGAAGUACCCUACGUUUUUGGUGUCCCUAUGGUAGGCCCCACUGACCUUUUCCCCUGCAACUUCUCCAAGAAUGACGUUAUGCUCAGUGCUGUCGUCAUGACCUAUUGGACCAACUUUGCCAAGACUGGGGAUCCCAACAAGCCGGUCCCCCAGGACACCAAGUUCAUUCACACCAAGGCCAACCGCUUUGAGGAAGUGGCCUGGUCUAAAUACAAUCCCCGAGACCAGCUCUACCUUCACAUCGGGCUGAAACCAAGGGUCCGCGAUCAUUACCGAGCCACUAAGGUUGCCUUUUGGAAACACCUGGUGCCCCACCUGUACAACCUGCAUGACAUGUUCCACUAUACAUCCACAACCACCAAAGUGCCGCCCCCGGAUACCACCCACAGCUCCCACAUCACCCGCAGGCCCAAUGGCAAGACCUGGAGCACCAAGCGGCCAGCCAUCUCUCCUGCCUACAGCAAUGAGAACGCCCAAGGGUCCUGGAACGGGGACCAGGAUGCAGGGCCUCUCCUGGUGGAGAACCCUCGAGACUAUUCCACUGAAUUAAGUGUGACCAUCGCUGUGGGGGCCUCCCUCUUGUUCCUCAAUGUUCUGGCUUUUGCUGCCCUCUAUUACCGGAAGGACAAACGGCGACAGGAGCCUCUGCGGCAGACUAGCCCCCAGAGGGGAGCUGGAGCCCCUGAAUUGGGAGCUGCUCCUGAGGAGGAGCUGGCAGCAUUACAGCUUGGACCCACUCACCAUGAGUGUGAGGCUGGUCCCCCCCAUGACACACUGCGCCUCACUGCAUUGCCCGAUUAUACCCUGACCCUGCGGCGCUCCCCUGAUGACAUCCCACUCAUGACCCCCAACACCAUCACUAUGAUUCCCAACUCCCUGGUAGGGCUGCAGACAUUGCACCCCUAUAACACCUUUGCUGCAGGGUUCAACAGUACCGGGCUGCCCCACUCACAUUCCACUACCCGGGUAUAGCUCCAACCCAGAGCACAGCUCAUCUCCCAGCUCCCUCCCUUCCAGAUCCACAAACACAUGCACAUGUGCAUGUGUGCACACACACAUACACACACACACACACAUAUGUAUACGCACGCACCCACACCCUACAGCAGACCCAUCUGCACAAACAUAGACAGAUGUGGACAUGCACCCGCAUGUACAAAAACACAAAUACUGAAGUAAACCUGGACAAACCCUGCAAAUGGGGACACAAAUGAGUCCUUGGUAAACUGAGGAUCCAUGAAACAGCAGCUGAAGCCAGCUCCCUGAGCCUGACUACAGACACUCCUGGGGGGCCUGAAAGCAACAGCUGGACACCCCCUUGGUGCUCGCCUUCGGCCUCUCUUGGAACUGCACCAACGACCAACUCCAGACUUGGGAGCUUUAAAGAGCAGAGUAGCUCUUCCUCCCCCAGACUUGGUCUUUUUUCUGGGUCUUGUUUUUGUUGAUUUUUUUUAAAAUUUUGGAACAAAUGCUUUUCCAACCCAUGAGUGCUAACAGGCUCUGGAAGUGAGGGUUCCAGGCUCAGGUCUCUCUGAUUUUGGAACCCUUUGUGCUCACACAAUCAGACCAAGGAACAGGACUCCCAAGAAAGAAACAGAUUUGAGCAAGACCAUGGGGUGAACGGAGGAAGUGGCUAAUGAUGGAUGGGGCUGGAGGGCCAUCAAGGAGAAAUCUCCAACCUUCUGUGUCCCGGUGGAGGGAUGCAGAGCCUGCAGGGUGAUCUGCUUCCCCCAAAGGCAAGCAGUAUUGGCCUGGCUAGACCAGGGUAUCCUAGGUUUGGCAAACAAGGUACUGUGGAGGCCAUGUCAUUAUUGCCCCCGCCCCCCAGUAUAUAAUCUGGGUUCUGCCUCUGCCCUUGGGGAAAUGCUAUCAGAAAAUCACCCCAUUUUCUUUACAGUCUCUUUUGUGUCUGUCAUUUCUCUUUCAAAAAGGCGGUGUUUUUUGUUGUUGUUGGCUUUUUUUUUUAAAGAAAAGUUCUUAAAACACUAACGGAAACCCAUGGAGUUUGUCCUUUGUAAAAAUUUUAAACACAGUGUCUUGAUAUAAAAAUAAAAAAAAAUCCAGUUAGCACUCCCAACCUGCCUCCCUUGCACAGGCCUUGCCCCAACAGACUUCGGAGCAGGGUGCCCCUGCGAGCUAGGAAUCAGGCAAUCAGGCAGCCUCCAUCAGACUCCCCUGCCUUUAAGCUGAUACAAGUCUGGGCUGCACUCUGCUGGCCCCCUGCACGAAGGCCUCUCCGAUCUUAAUCAGGUUGCUGUCCCCAUCCCCCUACCCCCCAGCGCUCUGGGUUCCUGCAGCUGAAGCCUCCUCUCAGCACCUCGGGCCUCCUAAUGAAACAGCAAAAAUAAUACUUCCUUCCUUCUCUGUGCCACCACCACUGCUGCUGCCACCGACACCGCCUUCUCCUCCUCCUCCUCUUCUUCUGCCUCCUUCUCCGAUGCCACCACCACCAACGCUACCAUCCUGCCCUUACCUUGAACUGGGGGCUAGGAGGAGGUUUGACCUCUAACAUACUAAAGUUUUUUUGCAUCCAAAUCCAGUGCGGCAUCAGCUAUGUGGACUCCCUGGCUUUGGGUGACUGACAGAGCAGGUCCCUUCUCCUUCCUUAGGGAUACUUGAUUCCUGUUCUGUGAAGUAGAAUUGGAGAAGUCACUGGGGUCCUGAGAGUGAUUUCUCUUCAGGAUUGUGAUCAGUGAGCCCCCUGACAACACCAGGGGACAGAUUCAGUGGGGCUCCACAGGGUUAGCAUUAUGGGAUUUCAUAUGAUUCUCAGUGACAUGAAGAACUGAAUGGGGAAUCUGAUCAUCAAGUUUGACAGUUGAGCAGGGUUGCCGAUACCUCAGAUAUCAGGAAAAGAAUUCUUCAAAUUGACCCUGACAAAAUGAGGGAGAUGAACCAUCACAACCAGAAUGAUGUUCAGAGGGGAUGAACACAGGGUAGUAUGUACAGAGACCAAAACCCAGAACUAAUAUACUAAUAUGGCACAUGGGACAAGAGAGAUUGGCAAUGAUUGACUUGAGAGAUAUAUAGUUUUAAAAAAAGAAUGGGGAAGAGGAUGUACAAGUUGAAAGAGUCCUCAGUUGUAGAACUGGUUUUCUCCCUUUUUCACCCCUUCCUCUCUCCCUUCUUUCCUUUCUUUUUUUCCAAAACUAAGGGGAAUACUAGUAUAUGGUAACAAAAACAGAGCAUGGAGGAGCUGGGAAGUAAUUGGAGUAUAUCAGAACUAGAAGUAACCCCAGGGUUAUCUAGUCCAAUCCACAUAUUUUAUAAUUGGGGAAAUGGGUCCCAAAAUCCCCAACUCAGUUAGUGGUGGAAACAGACCUAGAAUGCCACCCAAUAAUAGAUGACCCUUCCUACAGUCCUGCUCCACUUUUUCCUUUCUACUGGCCAUUGGUUAUGUCUUACAAAGCAUUAAUGGAUCUACUCUUGGUGAGUACAUUUUUAACAUGUGGAAAAGAAGAGAGGAUCUGGAGAAAAAAAGCAAGCAAUGUGCCAAAGAACUGGGUAGGUUUUUUUUUUUUUUCUUUUUUAAGCUAGAAAAAAGGAAGGUAACAUCCAACCUGGUAAUAUUCAAUGGUUGUGGGCACUACUACUAAGUGACAAGUGUACUAUUGCCAUCUUCAAUGUGUGACUUCUAAACCAGGACAGAGAAGUGUUCUCUUAUGACCUGUGUUCUCCAUUUCUUCUGAGAGUGAUAGAGGAGAAAAUGAGAUUAAGUAAACCCAAGGAAAGACUUCGCUAUGGAUAGGAAGUAAUUAUGGGCACCCAGUAAGUUCCCAAUAACAUGACAAAUGGAACAAAUGGCUACUGAGGAAAGCAUUGUUAUCCUUCAUCUUCCUGAGAGCAGAGGGCUGGCUGGAUUACAUCACCUUUUGAGGUCAAUUCAGCAUCUUCAUUUUUUGUUCCAUUGAUUGCUCUAUUUCAGAUACUUCCAAAUAGGGCCUCCCAUUCUGGUAUGUGCGUGUGUGUGUGUGUGUGCGCGCGCGAGCGUAUGCCUCCAGUUAGGAGGCCAUCUAUUUGGAGGCAAUUUAGACAUUGCCUCUCCUCUCACAACUCAAGGUGCGAUAGCAAAACCAGCUCCAAUUCUAUUAGGGACCCAUCAGUGAGAAAUUAUAGUUGGUCUUCACACCUUUGAAAGGCCUGGAUAAAGGAGGUGACCUUCAGGACAGGCAAGAUUUCAAGCUCACUGACAGUUUGUGCCCAUGUAGCUUGAGGUUCUUGGCCCCAUUGCUGACCAACAGCACUGAGCCCAACAAAAAACAAAAAACAAAAACAGAUUUUUGAAGAGAAGAUUAGGAUAUACUUGGAUUUUAUUCCACAUUGCAAAAAUCAUUAGUGCCUAGAUUAGAUCCAGCCUGCAUCCCUAGGUUUAUCUGGUUUCUAUUUUAGUCCUUUAGGGAACAGGACACAGCUAUCUUGGGAUCUGAAUUAGUAGUGUAUAUGAAGGGUCAGAAGUUGGUCACUGUGGAAAUCUCCACAGAAGUAUGGUAACAGGACUGUAGGCCUGGCCCUGUGCUGGUUUAUCUAUACUGUGAGAGAUGGAAGAUACCCACUGUGGGGUACAAACUAUUAGGAAGACAAAACUGAACCAUGAUAAAAUGAAUGAAGUGUAUUAUUUAGUAUGUGACUUCAGUUGUACAGUAAAGGUUAAAAGGACUGGAGAAAUUGUAAGAAAAGCUAUGGUGGGAUAUAGGUGGGUGGAGUAGUGGGUAUUCCAAAUCAAGAGAAGAACCUCAGCCAGAGCAUGGAGAUGAGGUCUGGGUAUACUCGAGGAACAGUGAGGGGACUGGCCUGACUAACGCAGAGGGUUUGAGUUAAAUGAUGGGACAUCAGAUUGGCAGGUCAUGUUGCAGAGGUCUUCAUAACAGAGGAGAGUUUGGGUGUUACUGAAUGAGCAAUGGGAUGCCCUGACUGGAUGCUUUUGCUAAUGGUUUUAUAGUGAGAAAAUAAAGCCUCCUCAGCUCCACUUUGCUCCUUCCGUUCUUCAAGGAGAAGGAUUUUCAGAAUAGAAAGGACAAGGUGAACACCAGAGAGAAACUCCUGAAGGCAGUCUCAUCCCAGGGUGCCUUGAGCUGCCCUGAGAAACUCCAGCUCAGAGUAUGGGUCAAUAACUGCCCUGACCAUUUCGAGGACUCACAGCUCAAUUGCAGGACAAUGGGCGGUGGCUUUACAAACCCCAGGGAGAAUGGAAACGAUGCAUGCUGCUGCCUAGAGAUGGGAAAAUAUGGCCCCUACCAUUUUUCAGGUAGGAAAAGGCAAAUUCCACAAAUUUAUAGAUCAAUAAGUGUGAUAUUGAUCAAGGGCAAGAUUCUCAGGCAAAUGAUUAAAAGGAUGUUGGUGAGCACUUAAAGAAAGUGAAGAUCACUCAGCCACUGGAUUCAGGAAAACAAGUACCCACUCAAUUCAUUUCCUUUGAUAGAUUGGACAGGUAGAGGAGGAGAAUGCUAUACCCACACAAUGUGUUUAGAAUUCAACAAAACAUUCUCUCAAUACUCUUGGGACAAUACAGAGAAAUGCAAGGUGGGUAGAGGUGAACCUAGGUGGACUUUCAACUGGUUAAGUGACUAUAUGCAAAAGGAUUCUGUUUUAAUGUCACCAGAUCAGACUUAAAAAUUACACAAAACUGGUAAAGUCCCUUAUUUGAAUUUCAAAAUGUAACAGUACAAGGAUAGGAUGUGGCCUAAAGGGUUUUUAGAGUAAAUGAAAGCUCAUCAUGAGUUAUGAGUCAAAUGGAUGAUUUGGUUGCUACAAAAAGUAUUGUGACCUUGAACUGUAUUAAUAGUAUACUGUUGAGGAUAAAGGAGGUGAUCACCUUGUGCUACAAACUGGUCAGACCACACCUGAUGCCCUCUGUUCAGUUAUGAGCACUAGACUUCAAGACAGUUAUUACCAAAAGUAUACUCAGAGAAUAGUGGUGAUGAAAGUGAGGGGGCUAGAGAAUCCCAGGGAAAAUUUGUCUACUGUUAGCAAAUCAUUUCUGGGUCAUGGGGAAGAGGAAGCUAUAGUUUUGCUCUGUGUGACUCCAAAGGCUCUGAGAUCUAAUGGAUGGAAGUUAUAGGAAAGCAGAUUUGGAUUCAACAUAAGUUGCUCUUUUUCUUUUCUUUUUUAUAAUGAAAAAUUGUAAUAAAAGAUUCAGC